UUGCUCUCUCUCUAUCUCGGCUCAUAUUUAUUUCUCUGCUCGCUCUCUCUCCCCUAUGACCAAACAUCACUUACGACAGCUACCCCCACCUUGUGCCUCGCCCCUCCCACGGCCCCUCCCACGGUUUAGGAUCUAGAGAUCUUUGCUGUCUUUGGAUUUAUCGUCCAAGUGUGUUGAGAUGCCGAAAAAUGCUUCGGAUCGUACUGCAGAUAAUGCUGAAACCCGUAAUAGGCUUCAGCAAGAGCGAGUAUUCCUUAACGCCUUGACCCCCACGCAACAACGCCUCAGACAGAGACGAGCCAAUGCGCCAAACAUCACAACGAAAGUCUUGGGUGGGUUUGUUAGAACCUACGCUUUUGACGAAUUAUCCAAUGACAAUGUCCGUGACGGCACAAUGACAAUUGAGUAUGAUGAUGAGCGGUCUGAUACUCACCCUAUCACAGUACUGAUCUUAGAGAAUGCAGACAACACUAGUGAGACUGGAGAUUACAUUGUUGCGCAUACUGAGAAUCUUUCUAGAUAUGGUGGUGACUUAAUUGUGCGACCAUAUUUCAGUACGUUUGCCAUUAAAAUCCAGCAAUAUAUAGUAGCCUAUGAGCCAUUCAGACCCAACUAUAUUCAGGCAAUACACAGGGAACCAUUUUUUUCUGCUGAUGGGCGCUUGUCAGAAUCUUGGCGAAACAGGAUGAGGUCAUUCAUACAACUUCUCCAUUAUGCGGCAAAGCGCAAAAUCACACAUGGUAGUCUCUCAGACCCUACCAGCUAUGUGACUUGCCGUGAGGAUCUGAAGAUAAUUAGUGUGGGGCGACGUGCUCGUGGAAAAUACGUUGUCGGGAAAGACAUGGAAGAUCUUAUGGCUCUUAUAUCUACACAAUUCCCCCCGAGUUUGACUAACGACGAGUGGGGAACCCUGAAGAAGCUUCUGCUUUCACAGACCAUGAGGGACCCAGUUAGAGUCCAUGCUUAUCAUACUUAUUACUGUCGUGACUGGCUAGCAGCUGCCUUGCGGCACCCAACUUUAUUGGGCACCACCGAAGAAAUACUGGAAUGUUUUGUACAUCUCCACUCAGAUGCGAUGGGGCUGGACGAUAUCACUGGGGAGAAAGCUAGGUUCUCUAAUAGGAUUUACAAGGACUACCAGCAAUUUAGAAGUUACUUCCGUCGCGACGUCACCAAUGACGCAGUGGAUAACGAGUAUGAUUUCCGUACUAAUGGAGUUGUUCCGUUUGAUGGAGUUUACAAAGCCCUCUUCACAUUCACACACAGCAGUUAUAUGGUACUGAAAGAGGACCCUCGCUAUCCAAAAACAAUGAAUGACUUCGUAUACAACGAUCGUGAUAGUUACUGGUCACCUAAUUAUGGUUCACGAUUUAUCUAUAUCAAUGUCCUUAGGUUGGUUCAGAAUCUGAUAAAGCAUGGAGUUCAACAGGAUCCGCGUUUUAACAAUCAGGACUAUCUCCUCGCUGAGAUCAAAACUCGUUUCAAACAUUUUAUGUAUGCUUGCUACACCCUCCUAAACAUGAGGGAGGAUUGGAUUACUAAGAUAACGCGCAAUCCAUAUAAAUAGAUCAGGACGAGGAAGUGGCCCGACCUCAACAACCGGAGAUUCUGGAGUAUGGAUGGAGUAUGGAUGUGAGAUGGACAGCAAUGGCUUUGAGCCAUUGAGUUGGUCUCUUUGGUACUUGUGCAUCUUCGCUGAGUACCUCCUUAUCAGCGCUGUGUCGCUCGUAUCGGAUCUAUGACCAUGUAUCGAACUACACCUCUAGUUAUUAUAUGUAGCUUAUGUGCGCUGAGUCGCAUUUGUUUGGUCCCUCAGACCUUGUAUCUUUUCAUUGGAAUAUUGUCUUAACUCAAAGGGCCUAAUUUUAAAGUCAGCUAGCUUCCUUUCUAAAA
This is a messenger RNA of Triticum dicoccoides, 1893 nucleotides long. RefSeq lists its product as uncharacterized. The record is from RefSeq and is a predicted model, not a curated record. Bases 179 to 1567 code for a protein of 462 amino acids. The transcript has 9 exons. NCBI's taxonomy places the organism in Eukaryota, Viridiplantae, Streptophyta, Magnoliopsida, Poales, Poaceae.